Molecule: messenger RNA, 657 nt
Organism: Plasmodium cynomolgi strain B
Lineage: Eukaryota; Apicomplexa; Aconoidasida; Haemosporida; Plasmodiidae
Exons: 2
Coding region: 1-657 (218 amino acids)
Cellular component (GO): nucleus
Source: RefSeq, a predicted model, not a curated record
AUGGGGAGGAAGAAGCGAAAAAUAAACAUCGAACUGAAGCCCUUUUGCUACUACUGUGACAGAGAAUUCGAUGAUGAGAAGGUCCUCAUCCAGCAUCAGAAGGCGAAACAUUUUAAAUGUUUACAGUGCAAUAGGAAACUAGACGUAGCUAGCGGGUUAGUGAUCCACAUGAUGCAGGUACAUAAAACCAAUUUAAAAACGGUACCCAAUGCUUUGCCUAAAAGAAACGAUCCAGAAAUUAUCAUAAGAGGAAUGGAAGGAGUUCCACCUGAAAUAAUUGAAGAAAAUUUAAGCAAAUUAAAACAGAAAAUAGGAGAUAAAAGUAUUAAAAGACAACAGAGAGUAAACUGGGCACAAGUCGCCAUGGCACCUACAAUGGAACAAUUUCUACAGCAAGCUCAGAUGGGAAAUUUCUCCUUCCCAGGAUUUAAUUCCCCAUUAUUACCAACAAGGAUGGCCCCGAACCAACCCGUAAACCCAAAUGAUGAAGACGCAAAAUUAGAGGCAGGUGCACCACUUGGGGAAAAUUCAGACCCAACAAAAUCGGACACGAAAAACCAAAACGAUGAUGUUAAUAAUAAACAUGGAGAAAUAACUAACCAGGAGAAAUCGAAUAGUGCAGACGCGAAUGAAAAUCCGAGUGGAAGCGACUCCUAA